GAGGACAGUGGCACACACAUUCCACUGGGUGAUGCUGUGUCCGUGCCAGGGCCGGGCUGGCACAGAUAACAAAGGCUGGACUCUCACCCUGGACACGGAUCCUGAUCCCACGCUACUUCCCAAAUCCGACGGUGGCCGGUGCACCUUUUGGCGUUCCCGGAGCCCAUCCUGGCCCCGUUUGCCCCCCGGAGGAGCCCAGCACGCCCGGGGAUCGCUGCAACACUGGGAAUUUUUUUUCUCGAGCAGGAAGCUGAAACAUUUCCUCCUCCAGCGGGGCCGCCGGUUGCCGAGCGGGUUUUGCAAUCCAGUUUCUUCUCGCUGCCAGCCCCGACAGGUCCCGGCCGGGUGGUUUUUGGCAGCGCUCGCGGCUCGGUCCAUGCGCAGCCUUCGCGUGGUGCUGCCGGCGAGGUUGGAGCUGCCCAGGGGAACAUCCUUGGCCGGCGUUUCCCUGCGCCUUGCCAGGCGAGGACGGAUCAAAGGCUGGGAUUUGGUGGCCAGCGGCCCCCGGGGUGACCCCUGUGCUUCCCGCUGGAGAUGCAGAGCACCCCCAACUACCUCUGGAGCACCGAGGACCUCCUGGGCCAGGGAGCCACAGCCUGCGUCUACAAAGCUCGCAACAAGAAAUCAGGGGAGCUGGUUGCUGUGAAGGUGUUUAACAAUGCCAGCUACCUCCGGCCCCAGGAGGUCCAGAUGAGAGAGUUCGAGAUGCUGCGGAAGCUGAACCACAAAAACAUUGUAAAAUUAUUUGCCGUGGAGGAGACAGGCAGCAGCAAGCAGAAGGUGCUGGUGAUGGAGUACUGCUCCAGUGGCAGUUUGCUGAACGUGCUGGAAGACCCAGCAAACGCCUUCGGCUUGGCCGAGUCCGAGUUCCUCAUCGUGCUGCAGUGUGUGGUGGCAGGGAUGAACCACCUCCGUGAGAACGGCGUUGUCCACAGAGACAUCAAACCCGGGAACAUCAUGCGGCUGAUGGGGGAGGACGGGCAGAGCGUCUACAAACUGACCGACUUCGGGGCCGCCCGAGAGCUGGAGGACGAUGAAAAGUUUGUGUCUGUCUAUGGGACGGAGGAAUAUCUCCACCCCGACAUGUACGAGCGGGCCGUCCUGCGCAAGCCGCAGCAGAAGGCGUACGGGGUCACCGUCGACCUCUGGAGCAUCGGGGUCACCUUCUACCACGCUGCCACCGGCAGCCUCCCCUUCGUCCCCUUCGGGGGGCCCCGCAGGAACAAGGAGAUCAUGUACAAAAUCACCACUGAGAAGCCUCCUGGAGCCAUUGCAGGGAUCCAGAGGCAGGAGAACGGGAACAUCGAGUGGAGUUACGAGCUGCCCAUCACCUGCCGCCUCUCCGUGGGGCUGAAGGACCAGCUGAUCCCCAUUUUGGCCAACAUCCUGGAGGCUGAUCAGGAGAAAUGCUGGGGAUUCGACCAGUUUUUUGCAGGAACCAAUGACAUUUUGCACAGGAUCGUGGUGGACGUGUUCUCCCUGCAGCAGGCUUCCUCCCACCGCAUCUACGUCCACUCCUACAACACUACCACCAAGUUUUUAGACGCUGUCUUCAAACAAACGAACAUAGUCCCUCACCAUCAAGAAUACUUUUUUGAAGGACACCUGUACGAGCUGGAUCCUAAUCUCCAAGCUCACAAUUUCUGCAAAACCACAGAGAGCAACCCCCUGACCUUGCUGAGCACAGCUGAGCACCCUGAGGACGUGGUGGGGGUCCGGUACAGAGACCCGGCACUUGAGUUCCCGAAGUUUGUCCCCAAGGUGGACGUGGUGGCCGACUGCAGCGCAGCCAAGAGCGCGGUGGGCGCCGCACACCAGACCCUGCGCAUCGGGCAGGCCCUGCGGCGCGGCCGGGAGCUGCUGGCCAGAGGCCUCCACUGGGUGAUAGGGGACCUGAAAACAGAGUGCUCAAGGAUUUUGGAGCAGAGGAGGGGGGCUCUCUCAGUGCUCAGCUGCCUGCAGCUCACCGAGGUGAAGACCCGUGUGCUGUACGAGGCUGUUCCUGCAGGCAGUGGGGUGCCAGCUGUGAUGGACAUGGCCAUGGUGAAGACAAGGCUGCAGAGGGUCGCAGAGGAGCUCUCUCAGUGCUCCCACAACAUCUUUGACUUCCAAGGGGCACUGGAUGGGAUUUUGUCCGAGCUGGUGAAGGACAGGCAGCAAGUGCACGAAGACAAAAGCAUCCAGCAGAUCGAGUGCUGCCUGGAGAAGAUGCAGCUGAUCUACAAGCAGUUCAAGAAGGCCAGGACGUGUCUGAGGCUGGGCUACAAUGAGGAACAAAUUCACAAGCUGGAUAAGAUGAAUUUAGGGAACCUGGCCAGGAAGGUUCUGUCCAUUUUCCAGAAUGAUUGUGUCAAGCAGUACCAGGACGCCCUGGCCCUCCACAGCAGCAGGAUGAGGAAAGUUUGUGAGAUAAAGAAGCACCUGAAGAGGCUCAGCAACCGCAUCAGCACGUGCAGUGUGGAGAUGAUGGAGUGCCAGGACUGCCUGCAGGGCGCUCUGGACAGGUUUCUCCAGAUGGAGAAAUGGAGUUUGGCCCCAGUUCCUCCCGUGCCUUCCCCCGUCCAUCCGAGCCCGGCGUGCCAGGAGAUGGCUCUUCGGAUGCAGGAGCUGCUGGAGCAGAUGAGGUCAGUAAGUUGUGAUCUCCAGUUCAACAACAGCAUCAUCGAGCGGUUGGGAGGGGCUGCUCCCACCCCUGGAGUUUGAGGGACGUGGGGAAUGUGCAGCUGCUGAAGCAAAACCACCUCCCAGCACGGGGAAACCCCAGCACUUGGGGAGCCAUCGGGCACUGGUGUUUGAGGAGCUCUCUGUGUCCUACCUCUCUGCCCCAGCACUUUUGCACGUUCACCAGCAUUAGCUCUGAGUGCCUUCAGCCUCUGGAAGUCUGACCAGAACAUUGAGUGGGGUUUCAUUUUUCUUCAUUUUUAAAAAGUGCUUGAAGGACUCUGUGGUGUUCUGGCUUCUCUGUAUCACCGUGUCAGAUGAAGAAGAGGCUAGACCUUUUGUCUUCUUACUUAUUUAGGGAUUAUUCCCACUUUUAACCUACUUCUUCUCCCUGGGGCUUCAUGGAGUGGGGCAGGAGGGAUUGCUGAUGGAUGAGAGACUGGAUCCAGCCCAGGAGGUGAUGGCACAGAGAAUGUGGGAGUCACAAACCUCUGCCCCUGGGCACUGCAGCUUCUACUCCCACUGCAGGGCUUCUCCUCAGCCCAGCCCCGUGCUUGGGCUGCUGAGGGCUGUGGGAGGGGGAAGCCAAGGGAGGCUUCUCCUUUUUGGUACAUUUCUAUAAAUAUAAUCUCGUUCUGUGGAUGCACGUGAGGGUUGUGCCUUCUCCAAACAACCCUGGACUCAAAACGUGGCUCCAGCCACCGAACCCGGGGGUGCUACUGAAUGCCAAGGCAAAAUCUCAGAUGAAAGGACUCCCCCGAGCCCUCUCCAGCCACACCACUGCAGGAGAAAGUGGGGAUAUUCCUUUUUCUUUUAGAUAAAAGACAGAAAGACAUCCCAAGCAGCCCCCCCUGCCUUUGACAUGAAGGAUGUUUUCACAUGUGGGGGUGGCAGAGCAGGGAUGGGGACAGGAGGGACUCCAGCUGUGAGGACUUGGAGCUGCCUUGGGAAUGGCAUUCCCAAAACUUCACUCCUGUUAUGCUCCAGAGAAAUGAGGCUGGAGAGGAAACACAUUACCCUGUCCUUGUUGUCCCUCAGGGCAGCACACAGAGAACUGUGGGAGGACCCUGGUGGCAGGGCUGUCCCAGCUUUUCCUACUGGUUUGUGACCUUGGGUUUGAUGAGGAGCUGUAAUCCCCUGGAUGUCAGCCAGCAGCAGCAUGAGGAGCAGUGAUAUGGGAUGCCUGGGAUCUCGAGAGCAUUAGAUGGUAUCAGGGAGAUAUUUGUGGGAAGGGUCAGUCACACCUUCCCCCAUCCACCUCUCCCUGCCCAUCCCCAGCAUGAUUUAUGGGCUGUCACCCCAAUCCCACCCCCCACAUCCCAUCCUGCAGCAGAGGGGAGCAGCAUUCCAGCUGCACCCAAAGCUGGGCACAGCGACAGCUCCCAUCCCACUGGGAUCAGACAUAGGGAUUUACACCUGGGGGCUCCUGGCACAUCAGUGGGCACAUUGCCUUGGCUCUCCCCACCCCUCCCUGGCACACACCAGUGCAAAGACACAACAGUCCCUGCCCUGGGCUCUCUGGGAAGCUCUGGCCCCCCAAAUCCUCCUGCUGGGGAAGGGGCUGCAUUGCUGGGGCUCACAGUGGCAGCAGACAGGCCUUGGGAAGCUCAUGCCCCCCAGGUUGCACUGGUGGGGGGUGUUAAAAGAUGUUGGGAUUCAUUCCUGUCCCCUGCACAAAGCCCUUCCCUUUGUGUAAGCCUGGUUACUCCAGGGUGCAAACUGGGACUGGCUGCUGGGGAUAAAGGAGGCUGGAGGAGGGACUGGGGAUCUGGGAUUUUGGGCAGCAUCAGCACCAGCAAAAUCCGAGGGUGGGGGACCCUCUGCAGCUCCCAGGGACUGACUGUGCAUCUGGAAGGAGAGGCUGGGCCAUCAGCCAGGCAAGCAAACCUGUCAGAGUCAGCAGUGGGGAUGCUCAGAGGGCCUGCCCGGACCUGCCCUCCAGGGAAAACAGAGCACCCUGCUCAGCCCUUCGCCUUUCCUCCAGUUCCCUCCCCAGCACCUCUUCUGGAGGUGACACCUGAGCCAAACCUCCAGCUGAGUCUGGGCCUGAUGUGGCUGUUCUGGCUGUCCAAGGGUUGCCCCCAGCCUGAGAACCAGGAUUCAGGUUAUCUGGCAGUGCCCAGGGGUUGAGAGACAGCAAAGACAGGGCAAGGAGCUGCCUGCUGUGGAUGCUCCUGGGAUGGACCCAGAAGCAACCCUUUCUAAUCUCUGCUGGGAGACAGAAUCGUGGGAUAGUUUGGGUUGGAAGGGAUCUUAAACACCAUCUCAUUCCAAACCCCCUGCCAUGGGCAGGGAAACCUUCCACCAGCCCAGGUUGCUCCAAGCCCUGUCCAACCUGGCCUUGGACACUCCCAGGGAUGGGGCAGCCACAGCUUCUCUGGGCACCCUGUGCCAGGGCCUCCCCACCCUCACAGGGAAGAAUUCCUUCCUAAUUUCCUAAAUAAUAUAUGGGGACACAGGGCAAAAUAGUGCAUCCCUGGAGCUGAACAUCUUGCUGCCCUGAGCCUCAGCAAGGGAACAAAGGGGAACCAGGAGCAGCAGCUGCAGGGCUGUGCCCAGCUUGACUUUCUUGUAGGAACAUGCCAAGGGUGCCCAGGAGCUCCCCCCGCCCAGGAAACCUUCCCUGGUGGAAUUUGGCACCAAACCUUGCCAUUUGUUUUAAUUAUAAAGACCAACAUCCUGAAUGUCAAACUCAUCUAUUUACUGUGGAGAGGUGGAACUGAGCCAUCGCUUAAAAGCUUUUCUCCUACAAAUUAUUUUCCAGGAUCCUCCUGGUUUUCUAAUGAAUGUGAUUUUUAAUCCAGCUCGAAUUCGCUGAUAUUCCCUGUAGGAAUGGGGCAGGAAGCCCAGGCAGGGUCUCCUGCUGCACUUCCUUGGAUUCAGUGGAGCUGCACUGACUCGCACCAGCUGAGAGUUUGACCUGGAACAUGUUUGGCUUCCACAGAAAGGGAUUUAUUUCUUGGCAAAAAGAAAAAAGAGUUUUUGCUAAUAGCCCUUGUCAUGCUUAAACUGCCGUAACACAGCAGCUGCAAAGGGGACUCCUGGAAUCCAAAUGAAAUGGGAAUUUUCCUGCCAGUGUUAAUUAGAUGGGUGGUUUUUUCCCUCCCUAAUAUUUUAACCCAUGGCCUAAAAGAGCUUCAUGUGCUGUCAGCCCUGAAUACCUGCAGAGACAGAUGAGAAGGAUAAAGACUAUGACAGGUCUCUUGAGCCAGAUCUUCCUAUGGGGACGGAAAAUAUUACAUUUAUUUAGUAUUUAUGUGCCCUGGUGCUGCAGAAUGGAGACUGGAACUGUGUCCUGGAAUUGCACUGGGAAAACAAAAGUCCAGAAUGGCUUUAACAGGUUCCCAGCCAGGUGCCAGGUAGACCUUUGCCCUCAGAAAGGUCAUUUCCUUUCUUGGAGGUGAUUCCUGAUACAAUUAACAGCCCGAGGAGAACGUAGGAUAAAACUCCAGGUUUUUGUGAAACAAUUUACUGAGGAAUAAAUCUGCUGCUGUUCUCUGGCACGAGCAGGAGGCAUGAAAGUGAAUCAGGAUCCUGAAUGGGGAAGAAAAAAACCUUCCAAAAAUUAAUCUUGCUGCUUAGCACAGAAUAAAGCUGCAUUUUUUCAAGCUGCA
Molecule: messenger RNA, 6275 nt
Organism: Pseudopipra pipra
Lineage: Eukaryota; Metazoa; Chordata; Aves; Passeriformes; Pipridae
Gene: IKBKE
Product: inhibitor of nuclear factor kappa B kinase subunit epsilon
Exons: 21
Coding region: 535-2703 (722 amino acids)
Biological process (GO): peptidyl-serine phosphorylation
Cellular component (GO): cytoplasm
Molecular function (GO): protein serine/threonine kinase activity; ATP binding
Source: RefSeq, a predicted model, not a curated record